AUGACUGAUUCCAAGCAAGCAGUAGUCUUAAAUCUUGCUCCAACCAUAGAUCAGAUCAAUGCUGAUCGUAUUACACAGCUAGCUUCAAAGUAUUGGGCACCAAAUUUACAGUCCAAUCAAUACUUACCUUAUGAUGCCAAGGUUGUUGAAGAUAUUUACAAUGAAGAAAUCUAUAAGUCUAAUUUUUCAGUUAGACGAAUUAUGAUCCUAGAAUUUAGUCAAUUUUUGGAAAAUUAUUUGUGGCCUAAUUAUGUCUCCGCAAAUGCUACGUUUGCACAUAUGAUGUCUAUUGUUAUAAUGUUAAAUGAAAAAUUUCGUGAACGAGUAGCACCUUGGCAGGCCUUAAAAAAGCAACCAGCUGAAUUUGAUGGUUUUAUUGAUCAAGUUUUACAUGCCAGUCUUUCCGAUGAUCACAGUAUAAAAGAACAAAUAGCUUUAGUAGUUUUUUUAAAUCAUUGUUUUCAAUGUAUGGAAACUGAUUUGGUUAGAAAUAAAAUGAAAAAACUAGUGUCAAUAUCAAUUUGGUGUAGUUUACAAGAAAGACGAAGAAUAUUGGAAUUGCGUCAAGUACCUAAAUGGCAAAAAUUAUGGAACCGAUUACAAAAAAAAGAUAAAGAGUUGUCAUUAGAAAAUAAACUAAAAGCAGAUCUUGAAAGAACUUUUUUACAUAAAUUAUGCAUUAAAUUUAUCAAUGUUUUAGAAAAUAUACCAUUAGAAGGUGAUUUGUCUAUGGACCAUUUAAACUACUGUGAAAGGUUUUUAGAAAUGCUUAUUGACUUAGAAACAUCAUUACCUACAAGAAGAUUUUUCCAUGCAGUUUUAGAUGAUGUUCAUUUAAUUAACCGCUGUUAUUUAGCUUUUUUAAGCAAACGUGAUGAAGGACACCUUUUCAAACAGCUUUUAGAUAUAUUAAAAUUUUAUUUUCAUUUUGAAAUUUGUCAAGCAACUGGUGAUCCAUUAAAAGAAAAUGAAGUGAUGCAAGCACAUUAUGAUAAAAUUAUAUCAUUACAAGCAACAUUAUUUGGAAAAUUUACUAAAUUAAAAGAUUUUUCUUUAUCUAAUAUUAAUGCUAUUGAUAAAUAUGAUUCUCUCAUUAAACAUUUCAAAAAUCUGAGUAAUCAAGAGCUUCAAAAUAUUGCUAUGGAACUAAAUUUAAUUCCUGACCAAGAAAAACGUUUGACUGAAAAUUGGUAUCGUUACGAUUCUGAGUUUUUACUUUCUUUAUUGGUAUCUCACCACGAAGCUAGAGAAUCACAAUUACAAAUUUUGAAUGGAAUGCCACUUUAUCCAACAGAAGAUAUUAUAUGGAAUGAAGCUGUAGUUCCUACUGAAUAUUAUAAUGGCAAUAAAUGUUUGGCAUUACCAAAAUUGAACUUACAAUUUUUAACUCUUCAUGAUUACUUGUUGCGUAAUUUUCAAUUAUUCAGAUUAGAAUCUACAUAUGAAAUCAGACAAGAUAUAGAAGAUUCUAUUACACGGAUGAACCCGUGUAAAUCUGAAGAUGGAAGCAUUUACUUUAGUGGUUAUUCCAAAAUGGCAUUACCUAUUGAUAAUUUUCUGGUUGUAGAAGUUGCAAAACCUAAUCUUGGUGAUUUACAACCUUCCAGAGUUCGUGCUGAUGUUAUAGUUACAUUAAAUGUAAAAAAAGAUGUUCAAGAAGAAUGGGAAAAUCUUCGUAAACAUGAUGUUUGUUUCUUAUUAACUGUAAAACCAAUUUUACCUAUAGGAUCUAGAAUUGAUUAUCAUAAACCAUUUCUUCAACAAACUGCAAUAGUCUGUGUUAGAGGCUGUGAAGUAGAGGGUAUGUUAGACAACAUGGGUCGUGUAAUUGAAGAAGGACCUGAUCCAAGACCAGUCUUACCUGGCCAAAAACGAACAUAUCGUGUUUGGUUAGAUUGUAAUCAAUAUCGUGCAGAUCUUGAUAAUGUUGCUGCUGGAAAAAUUGAUGUUUAUGAAACUUUCAACAUAAUAAUGAGACGAAAACCUAAAGAAAAUAAUUUUAAAGCUGUAUUGGAAACUAUUCGUCAUUUAAUGAACACUGAAUGUGUCGUACCUGAAUGGAUCCAUGAUAUUAUUUUAGGAUACGGUGAUCCAUCAGCAGCUCGUUAUGAUAAAAUGCCAAAUAGAAUAAAAGUAAUGAACUUUAAUGAUACAUUUUUGAAUAUGGACCACUUGUUAUCAAGUUUUCCUAAUCAUCAAAUAGUUCUACAUGAGAACAAUCCCGAUAAAAUGCUACCACCAUAUCGUAUUCAUUUUCAUGAAACUACUGAUUCAGAUGGUAAGAUCUUAAAAAAGGCUAUUGUUCAAUCUGAGAAAACUGUUAAUAGAGGACCUUACAAGUUUAAUCAACCUAAAAAAAAUAUGAUUUAUUUUACACCUACUCAAAUUGAAGCAAUAUAUUCUGGUAUGCAACCUGGUCUUACUGUAGUGGUUGGUCCUCCAGGAACUGGUAAAACUGAUGUGGCUGUACAAAUAAUUUCAAAUUUAUACCAUAACUGGAGGAAUGAACGUACAUUGAUUGUGACACAUUCUAAUCAAGCAUUGAAUCAAUUAUUUGAAAAAAUUAUGGCAUUAGACAUUGAUGAACGGCAUUUAUUACGUCUGGGACAUGGAGAAGAAGCUUUGGAAACAGAUAAAGAUUUUAGUCGGUAUGGAAGAGUAAAUUAUGUUCUAGCUAAAAGACUCCAGUUAUUAAAUGAAGUACAACGUUUACAAGACUUAAUGGAUGUAAAAGGAGAUAUGUCAUAUACUUGUGAAACGGCUAUGCACUUUUUUUGGUCUCAUGUACUUCCCCGGUGGAAUCAAUAUUUAAUGACAUUAAAAAAUAUAGAAGAAAAUUCAGAUGGCGCGAUCACAGUUAACAUUGUCAAAGACAACUUUCCAUUUGGACUUUUCUUCAGUGAUGCUCCUCAACCAUUAUUCAAAUGUCAAAACUUAGAAGAAGAUAAGGAAAUCGCUAGAGGUUGUUUUAGACAUAUCAAAAAAAUAUUCAAGCAAUUGGACGAAUUUCGAGCUUUUGAAUUACUUAGAACUGGUUUAGAUCGUUCACGAUAUUUAUUGGUAAAAGAAGUUAAAAUAAUAGCAAUGACAUGUACUCAUGCAGCAUUAAAGCGUAAAGAACUUAUAGAGCUUGGCUUUAAAUAUGAUAACAUACUGAUGGAAGAAUCAGCUCAAAUUCUUGAGAUAGAAACAUUCAUUCCUUUAUUACUUCAAAACUCUGAUGAUGGAUUUAGUCGCUUAAAACGAUGGAUAAUGAUUGGUGAUCACCAUCAAUUACCACCAGUUAUUAAAAAUAUGGCUUUUCAAAAAUAUUCAAAUAUGGAGCAAUCAUUAUUUACUCGCAUGGUAAAUUUAGGGGUUCCUACUAUUGAUUUAGAUGCUCAAGGACGUUCACGACCUAGUUUAAGUCAAUUAUACAAUUGGCGCUAUAAUAACUUAGGAAAUUUAAACCACGUGUUAACUGCUCCAGAAUACCAUAAAGCAAAUGCUGGUUUUUCUUAUGAAUAUCAGUUAAUUGAUGUCGGGUUGUUUAAUGGUGUUGGAGAAACUGAACCAAACCCUCAUUUCAUCCAGAAUUUAGCCGAAGCGGAAUAUUGUGUGUCAGUUUACAUGUAUAUGAGACUAAUUGGUUAUCCUGCUAGUAAAAUUACUAUUUUGAGUACAUAUAAUGGUCAAAAACAUUUAAUCAGAGAAAUCAUAAAUAUGCGCUGUGGUUCUAAUCCACUGAUUGGUUGGCCUCAUAAGGUAACUACAGUAGAUAAGUAUCAAGGUCAACAAAAUGAUUAUGUACUAUUGUCAUUGGUAAGGACAAAAACUGUUGGUCAUUUAAGAGAUGUCAGGCGUCUUGUUGUUGCUAUGUCUAGAGCAAGACUUGGUCUAUAUAUUUUUGCUAAUGUAUCACUAUUUAGCAAUUGCUUUGAAUUAUCACCAUCAUUCAAACUUUUAACAAAACGGCCAUUAAAAUUGCAUCUUCUACCAGCUGAUUAUUACCCUACUAAUAGAAUACUUGAUAGUCCUAUAGACACUCAAAGUCAAGUUUUUAUAGUACAAGAUAUGCCUGAAAUAGCUAAAUAUGUAUUUGAUUAUUAUUUACAACGAGUUCAGGAAUUAAAACAAGUUCAUCAGGAAAUUAAACCUGUGGAUAAUUGGAUUAAGCCUGGAGAAUCAGUAACAUGUGUUGAAAAAAAAAUUAUUAAGUCUGAUCAUCCUGGUGCAGAUUCUGAUUCUGAAGAUACUGACGAUGAUAGUGAAAAUGACAAUACUAUAAGAGAGAAAAAAGAAAAGAUUGGACCCUUAGAAAUGGAUGAAGGACAAAAAAUGGACGUUGAUGAUAAUAAAGUAUCACCAGAAAUUAAUAAAACUAUUAAUGUUUUAGAAAUGGAUGAAACCAUGAAAGAAGAUUAAUUGUAUGACUAUAUGAUUAUUUUUAAAUAUGUAAUUAGUUGUGUAUAUAGAGAUGAAUAUAUAUUUUUAA
Messenger RNA from Melanaphis sacchari, 4474 nucleotides. Its product is annotated as RNA helicase aquarius. Gene Ontology annotation, cellular component: catalytic step 2 spliceosome. The record is from RefSeq and is a predicted model, not a curated record. The coding region runs from base 1 to 4404 and encodes 1467 amino acids. The transcript has 26 exons. NCBI's taxonomy places the organism in Eukaryota, Metazoa, Arthropoda, Insecta, Hemiptera, Aphididae. Gene Ontology annotation, molecular function: helicase activity; mRNA binding. Gene Ontology annotation, biological process: mRNA splicing, via spliceosome.